UCUGUCCAAUGACCUGCCAGUCCUCCGAGUCCACAGACGCCAUUGAGACCAACAGACGAGCCGACGACAACUCAAGAGCUGUGGAAUCGGACGAGAGCCGCAUCGCGUUAGCCAUGAAAGACCUGAAGAACACAGGCUGGUACUGGGGCAGUCUGACUGCGUCUGAGGCUAAAGAGAUCCUCCAGGACGCCGCGGAGGGAACCUUCCUGGUGCGGGACAGCUCUCAGCGGGACUACCUGUUCACCAUCUCUGCCAUGACCUCGGCAGGUCCCACCAACCUGCGGAUCGAGUACAAACACGGGAAGUUCAAGCUGGACUCUGUGGUUCUGGUGCGACCCAAGCUGAAGCAGUUUGACAGCGUGGUCCACCUGGUGGAGCACUACGUCACGCUGUCCCGUGUCAGCAGCAAGACGGCACCGGCGGCGGCAGCAGCGGACUCUCGACGAUCAGCGACGCCACCUAAUGGCACUUUACAGCUUCUGCUCAUCAAACCCGCGUACACCACCACGCCGUCUCUGCAGCACCUGUGUCGCAUCGCCAUCAACAGGACGACUCGGCAGGUGCAGGAUCUGCCGCUGCCCAACAGGCUGAAGGACUAUUUGAGUGACUACGCCUACAACGUGUAGCAGCGACGCGGGACAGUGUGGAUUUACCACAACCGCAUCUGACCUCACACCAGGCGCCAUCACCGGGCGGGUCGGAGCAAUAACAAGCGGCAGGUCCCCGACAGCGUUGGCGGAGGUUGGCGGGUCGGCGUCUCAUGCGCAGACCGCCUGACACCACGGGAAACGCACACACACACACGAGCUGCACACAUACUUCCUGAUCAUCUUGUCAAAAUAAAAGUCUGAGGCAAUUCAACGUCAACAACAGAGACAAAAAAAAACAAACAGUAGUUUCAUUUCCCAGACAGAAGAAAUUCACUGGAAUCAAUAAUCAAUCGUCGGACAACAGCAACAGAUGAAUUUUUGAUUAUUGACGAGUCUUAACUUUGUCAAAGAAAUACGUUUAAUUUAUUAAGUUUACUGAAAAGUGUUAAGUUUAAAAAAAAACAACAACAAAAACAAAACAGUUAUUGAUCGAUUAUUGGAGAUAUUCUCCGUUUACCUGAUCGCCAGAUUCCAGUCACGGAUGACGUCAUUAAACUUUUGCCCUGUGUCCUUGAUCUGUUGAGCGGAGUGAAAUCAAUAAUUGGCAGAAAUGGAGUCGACUGAUUUACAUCUCGUCAACUGUCGUUUCCUAACCAGUCGGAUCGAUAUUAAACCAAUCGUUAAUCCAUUUGUCAUUUGUUUCCAAAGACUGUUGAUGGAUGAAAAGAUGCAGAAUGAUUGUUUUUUGUCACAGUCAAAACAUGACAACGUGUUUGCACCACAUGAAAGUGAAUUGAUUAUCAGCAGAGAUUCAUCAGGAGUCAGCGUUUUACGAGUGAAUGCUGACCUGUAUGAACUCUCAUCACAUGUCACAUGUGAAUCUUUUGUUUUCACUUGAGACAAACAUGAACGCUUGAAAGAAAAAAAAUGGAUAGUUUGGGGUUUUUUGGUUUUUUUGAAGUGGUAUUGUUGUAUGAGGCACUGUCACGAAGUCAUGCUGCGUUCCAUUUGUUAGUCGGAACUCGGAAAUUUCCAAGGUCACAGCGUUGUUCCCUCUUCAGGAAAAAAACUCACUUACCUUGAGUGUCUUAAGCCAGUUCUAGGCACAGGGGGGCGCUCACAGCAUCGUUGGCACAAAUGGUGCGUUCCGUUUUGUAGCCAGAACUCGGACUUCCAACUCUACAACUAAAAGCAGAAACCUCACGUUUACCGUUAAUGACACUUCUGUUGUAUUUGUUUCACAGUAAUUCCGUCGUACGCGUAGUAUUGCUAUGUUGCUACUCCGUUCGUUUAUGCAAAAUACUAGAAAAUGCAGCCUGAAAUACGUUGGCUGUUCCGACUUGAACUCGGGAAGUGACGCAACUCUUGAGUUCCGAUGUAAAUGGAACGCAGCAUCAGAGCCCUACAAAACCACUACGCUACAAAAAAAACUGCUCCCCCUUUAAAAUGAAUUUGACCUCCCUUUAGUGUUGAGACGCGUACAGUAAUGAGGUCCUCCUCAAUGUUGACGUCGCUCUUCCGUCGCUCACUCAGGUAAAUGGGACUUUGCUUGUCGUGUUUGUGUUUCUGUCGUGACGAUGACGACAAUGUUUUUCUUCUUCUGUUGUUUUUUUUUUUACGGAGGCCUAAUCGUGGCAGAUACAGGUAAUUUAUUUCCUCCCUCCUCCACUGUGAUGUCACGGUAACGCUGGAUGAAUAAAUGUUUGUACACAUCAGCUGUGGGAGUGGCACCGCUCUGUUUUUUUUUUUAUUUUAAUAUUUAUUGAUUUGUGUCACACUGUUUUUGUAACAACGCUGCACAGACCCCGACAGCAGCGUGCGGUCAGUGAACUGGCAGCUUGGCCUCUGUGAUGUGGAUCAGCUCAUGAGAUUAAUAAAGUUUUCUAUGGUGCCUCA
Solea solea (common sole) is the source of this 2486-nucleotide messenger RNA. RefSeq names its product suppressor of cytokine signaling 2 (gene socs2). Gene Ontology annotation, molecular function: 1-phosphatidylinositol-3-kinase regulator activity. Bases 9 to 626 code for a protein of 205 amino acids. The record is from RefSeq and is a predicted model, not a curated record. Gene Ontology annotation, biological process: phosphatidylinositol phosphate biosynthetic process; intracellular signal transduction. The transcript is spliced from 2 exons. Gene Ontology annotation, cellular component: phosphatidylinositol 3-kinase complex. NCBI's taxonomy places the organism in Eukaryota, Metazoa, Chordata, Actinopteri, Pleuronectiformes, Soleidae.